Messenger RNA from Aspergillus steynii IBT 23096, 1782 nucleotides. Its product is annotated as phenylalanine--tRNA ligase. The transcript has a single exon. Gene Ontology annotation, biological process: phenylalanyl-tRNA aminoacylation. Gene Ontology annotation, molecular function: ATP binding; tRNA binding; phenylalanine-tRNA ligase activity. NCBI's taxonomy places the organism in Eukaryota, Fungi, Ascomycota, Eurotiomycetes, Eurotiales, Aspergillaceae. Gene Ontology annotation, cellular component: cytoplasm; mitochondrion. Bases 131 to 1669 code for a protein of 512 amino acids. The record is from RefSeq and is a predicted model, not a curated record.
CCGUAACGAAUACUAUGUAUGUCGGCCUCUCAUUUCGCCGCUCCGAGAUGUUUUUGCUCGGCCUCGUCCAACACCGCAACCUCCGAGCCUCCAGCCUGCAGCUCACCUCGCCAGUCAAUCCCUGAGCACAAUGCGCCUGCUGGCAACCGGAAGAGCCCUGCGCGUCCGCAGCGGCAGAUGGUCAAUUGCUUCCCCAUGCCGAGGCCUGCGCAUUCCGCUCUCGCAGCCUCCGACGCAGCUCGCCCUCAGCCGGAGAAGCUGGAGCUCGACUGUGCCUCUGAGGACCGACACAGACCCUAAACCAGCCACUGCCUCGUCGUCGCCGGCAAAGAAAUCGCUCGAGAUCGAAGGCAAAUCCUACCCGACCGACGAGUGGACCAACACGCCCGACACGAUCCUCUCGCACGUCGGACGCCGACUAUACCUCGAGAAGAACCACCCGCUGGCGAUCAUCCGCGAGCUGCUCGAGAGCGAAUUCCCCGGCCCCGCGUACGGCAACUACCACGAGAAAGACCCCGUCGUAUCGACGGCGAACAACUUCGACGUGCUGGGCUUCCCCCUGGACCACCCGGGCCGCAGCCGCACCGACACGUACUACGUCAACGAGAAGACGGUGCUGCGCACCCACACCAGCGCCCACCAGCAGGCCUACUUCCAGCAGAUCAACCGUAACGAGACCUCCAAGCCCCAGGAGACCGGCUACACCGUCGUCGCCGACGUCUACCGCCGCGAUGCCAUCGACCGCAGCCACUACCCUAUCUUCCACCAGAUGGAGGGCGCCAUGCUGUGGAAGCGCCCGGACGUCGACCCCCUGAAGCACUCCGCCGACACCGCCGCCGCCAUCACCGCCGACCUCAACCGCAUCCCGACCCACGACGUCGUCGUCGAGGACCCCAACCCGACUAUCCACCCGGAGCGCAACCCCUUGCAGGCCGCAUACCACAGCGAAGAAGAAGUCGAGGCCAUUGCCGCGCACCUGAAGCGCUCCCUCGAGCGCAUGGUCAUCAAGAUCUUCUCCGAAGCCAGCAAGGCCGCUGCCAGCACCAGCAGCACCGCAGAGCCCGAACCGCUCAAAGUCCGGUGGGUCGAGGCCUACUUCCCCUUCACCAGCCCGUCUUGGGAACUGGAAGUCUUCUGGCAAGGCGACUGGCUCGAGGUUCUCGGCUGCGGGGUGAUCAAGCAAGAACUGCUCAACAACUCAGACGUGCCGAACCGCGUCGGGUGGGCGUUCGGACUCGGCCUCGAGCGGCUGGCCAUGCUCCUCUUCAACAUCCCCGACAUCCGACUGUUCUGGUCGCGCGACGAGCGCUUCCUGUCCCAGUUCGAGGCGGGGCGGAUCUCCCGCUUCGAGCCCUUCUCCAAACACCCGGCCUGCUACAAGGACGUGGCGUUCUGGCUGCCGCACGCGUCCGGCAGCGCGGCCGGCGGCGGCGCCACCUCCGUCCACGAGAACGAUAUCAUGGAGCUGGUGCGUGGCAUCGCCGGCGACCUCGUCGAGGAUGUCACCCUCAUUGACGAGUUCACGCAUCCCAAGACGAACCGCAAGAGCAUGUGCUAUCGGAUCAACUACCGCAGUCUUGAGCGGACUUUGACCAACGAGGAGGCGAACGACCUCCAUGACAAGGUGCGCGAGAAGCUCGUUGCCCAGCUGAGUGUUCAGUUGCGGUGAGUGAGUGAGCGAGUAAAGGGACAUCUACGAUGUAUGUGUAAAAAAAUAUCCACAGGGAUAUCUAUGUAUAGUAUAGUAUUUUAGCUUGUAGCAUCAUGUUUUGAUAUCCAAGA